AUGACUGAAGAAGAACAACAACAGCAAGUACCACUUUAUACAAUAUCAGCUGAUGUAGUCGAAACAUCUAAAAAAUCUUCAUUAUCGAUUUUUGAAAAUCUAUGCCAUCGACUACGUGAACAUUCAGGAAUUUGGUAUAUGAUAGCAGGCAAUAUGAUAUUUGCUUGUUGUACAUUUGCAUUAAAACUUAUUCCAGCUGAUAUGUUUGAUAUAAUGAUUAGUCGAUUUUUAUUACAAUCAAUUGUAUUUGGUUUAUAUGCUGCUUUUUAUAAACAUUAUAAUAUAUUUAAUACUAAUGGACAACCUAUUGCUUGUACAUUGAAUAUGAUAAUGUCAAGUGGAACAAAUUUAACAUAUUUAGCUGCAUUCUAUUUUCUUCCAUUAUCAGAUGUAAAUGCUAUUAAAUAUACAUAUAUUGUUUGGGCAGCAAUAUUAUCUGUUAUAUUUCUUAAAGAACAUUUUAAAUUUGUAAAUGCUAUUGCAUUAGUAUUAACAAUAAUUGGAUUAAUACUUGCUACAAAACCUCAAAGUUUAGUUAAAAUGUUAAGUCAUUUAUUUCAUCAAUCAAUAUUAUCUACAAAUGCAACAAUUUCUACAAAUAUAACAAUUUCUACAACUACAAUAAUGACUUCUACAGUUACAGGUUCAUUAAAUCAUUAUUUAGGUAUUCUUUUCGCUUUUAUAUCAUCGUUAACAAAAGCUAUACAAAUGGUUGCAAGAAAACAAUUAAUCAAAACAAAACUACCACAUUCUGUUAUGAAUUUUCAAUUUACAGCAUUUGCUUUCGUUGUUGCAGUGAUUUAUAGUAUUAUUCGAAGGUUUUGGCAUCCAGAGCCAUAUCCAUGGAAAUGGAUGUGUACAGCUGGUAUUAUUAUUGCAUGUUUUCAUUUAUUAUCAAAUACUUUUAAUGCUAAAGCAUUAAAAAGAGAAAAUCUUCAAGUAUUGUCUAUACUUAGUACACUUGGUAUAGUUUAUGCUUGUUUAUUACAAUAUAUAUUUUUUCGACUUACAAGACCUUUGAUGUUUUACAUUGGAGCUUCAUUUAUUGUUACAUCAGCGAUUAUACUUUCAAUAGAUACCUAUUUAACGAAUAGGAAACGAAAAGAACGAAUAUUUAAAGAAUAA
Molecule: messenger RNA, 1125 nt
Organism: Rotaria sordida
Lineage: Eukaryota; Metazoa; Rotifera; Eurotatoria; Philodinida; Philodinidae
Source: the annotation of a GenBank genome assembly